Nasonia vitripennis (jewel wasp) is the source of this 4764-nucleotide messenger RNA. It is a transcript of the gene Hs6st, whose product is annotated as heparan-sulfate 6-O-sulfotransferase 2. The transcript has 5 exons. Gene Ontology annotation, molecular function: heparan sulfate 6-sulfotransferase activity. The record is from RefSeq and is a predicted model, not a curated record. Lineage: Eukaryota; Metazoa; Arthropoda; Insecta; Hymenoptera; Pteromalidae. The coding region runs from base 273 to 1628 and encodes 451 amino acids. Gene Ontology annotation, cellular component: membrane.
CUCGACGUCGAGUGUUCCCGCAGUCGCGAGCGAGCCAGCAGCACACUCGGCGCUGCACAGAGAGAUCUGCGCGGGCGAGCGAGAGAGCAAAGUCGAGUCUGAGCUCACACACAUAUACUUACACACUGUCAUGGCCGAUGGCGCGGAGCCAGCAGCAUCCCAGUGCAAAAUCUUCUUAUCAUCCUCGUCGUCGUGUGCUCUGAAAAGUUGGAGCUCGGCGAGGGCCGUAAAGUCGGUCUAAAGCUGAGCGGUGUGGAGUGAUAUGGAGAAAGAUGAGCAAACGAGCUCCUCCGGACGGGACGACGUCGGCUGCCGAGAGUGACCUGUCGCUCCUGUUGUUGGAGGAUACGAGCGCCGCGACGAUGACGGACUCGAGGACGACGAGGCGCUCGAGGUUACGGGGCAUAGUCGGUAUCUGCCUCCUACUGGCCUUGGCUGGUAUGCUCUACCUUGGCUACUUCUGCCCCGAUCAUGUCUGUGCCCUCAGCAGCCGAGAUCCCAAGGAGACGACUAGACUCUCCGAACCUCUUCUCUCGGGUAACACCCUUGGCCUAGGAUCUAAUUCACUUGAACUAGAAAAAAAUAAUUUUUUGCCAGUACAUCCUGCGUUCAAGCUGCAGAGCAUUCAAGGAAGUCUGGGCUACGACGAUAUCUUUUUGAACGACACCUUUCAGUUCGACAUCAAUGCUCACGAUGUCAUGGUGUUCCUGCACAUUCAAAAGACUGGAGGCACUUUGUUUGGUAAACACUUGGUUCGUGAUCUUGAUCUGCAAAGGCCAUGCUCUUGUCAAAGGCGACGUAAACGUUGUUUUUGCUUCCGUCCAAACCGAAAUGAAAACUGGUUAUUCUCAAGAUAUUCCACUGGGUGGAAAUGUGGAUUGCACGCGGAUUGGACAGAAUUAACGAGUUGCGUUGAUUCUGAGUUGAACAAAAUUGAAGGAGAUAAUGUUAAAAGAAGAUAUUUUUACAUAACGAUUAUUCGACAUCCUGUGGCGAGGUACCUAUCCGAGUUUAGACACGUGCAAAGAGGAGCCACUUGGAAAGGUGCUCGUCACUGGUGUGGAGGUGCUCAGGCUAACAUACCCCAGUGCUAUCCAGGACCUAAUUGGAAGGGAGUAACUUUAGAACAGUUUAUGGCCUGCCCACAUAAUUUAGCAAGCAAUAGACAGACUAGAAUGUUAGCAGAUCUAUCUCUUGUUGGUUGCUACAACUCGUCACUUAGUAGUAUAGAACGAGAUCGACUUAUGUUAGCUAGUGCAAAGAGAAAUCUGAAAUACAUGCCAUUCUUCAUGCUUACGGAGUAUCAAAAGGUAGGACAAUAUUCUUUCGAGGAAACGUUCGGAAUGAGAUUUGCCGUUGCUUUCGAACAACACAACGCAACGCUAAGCGCUGCGACAAUGGCAACUCUUACUCCCGAACAACUGGAUGCUGUUAGAAGGCUUAACAAAUUGGAUCUUGAACUGUACGAAUUCGCGACGAAUCUUGCAUUUCAAAGAUUUCGACAUCUCCGAGAUCGUGACCCCUACUUUGUUCAACGAUUCCAGCACCUUGGUGAGUUGCCAUCAAGACAAAGUGUGACUGAAUUCAAUUGGGACUCAGUGAUAGAAGAUACAACAGACAUUGAUUAGACCCUUUGUGCAAUGCACAGAGAGGUCAGCACAAAAAUGAAAGUUUGUCCUUUGCCAAGUGCAAACGGAUAUCAUGCAUUUUAUUUACGUAAAGUGUUAAAAAUCGCUUUACAUUUGUAAAUUUGUCCGUUCACCUGCAUACAGCCGUACUGUGAAAUAUUUUUUGCUUGCGUGGUACAUUUAACAGAGGCAACUAAUUUUCUUUAUUUUAACGAUUCCACGCGAAUAGGAAAUUUUCAUCAAUGCUGCACAUAGUUGAACUCACCAAAAGUUUUAUAGAAGCUUUUUUGGACGAGACCAAAGAAAAACCGUAAAAACAUAGGCCCAUUCUUCGAUACUUAUUUCACAGCUGUUUUACAUGUAAACAGCGUUUGAUCUUAUAAGAAAGUAUCUCACGUGCGACCGUCAUUGUUUUAAUUUUAGAACAUCUUUUCAUCAAAGUUCUUCCACUUGUACGCACAUAUGUUUCGUUUUUACACAGAAUGCUUAAUACUAUAAAUGACUUUGAAAUCUAUUGAUGUAUUUCAACAGGUCAAUAUCAAGCUCGCGUUUUAAAUUAUUUUACAAACAAAUCUUCAUACAUUUUUUGCUGUACAUUCAUUUGCAUUUAAAUCCAUAUGAAUAACUGCCAUUACAUUUAGUACAUAGUUGUGCCAUUAAUUUAUUCCUAAUCUUAAAAAUUAGAUCAAAACUAAAUUGCUAUUGUAGUUGUACAUUUUCUCUAAUUAAAUUAAUUAACAAAGAAGUUUAAAAUGAAAAUAAAAUAUAACUUUCGUGUUUAUUCAUAUUGUAAUGAUAUAUGUGUGAUAGUGCGAAUAAGAGCUCGAGAAGUGGAAAAAUUGUGAUAUACAAACUACUUUAAAGUACUUUAUUUCCAAAGGUCUAACUGCAAAGAAAGGCAGUAAACAAGAGGCAAACAGCGAAUAUGACUCAGUAUCAAUGUACAUACACAUUAUUAUGUCUUGUUGGAUGAUUUCUCAAUUAAUUAUGCUCUUCCAGAAAAAUUUUACAUACGAGUUCGUAUUUAAUUACAGCUUGUUCUUAUGAUGAAAAAAUCUUUUUUAUACGCAAAAUCAAAUAAAUUCUGAUAUUGCCCUCUGUGUGUAUGCUAAGAAUUGUUAUGGGUCAUAAACACAGUUGAUCUUAUUAGGUUUAUUGAUGAUAGGGCCAUACAAAGAUCUCAGAACAGUGAACAUUAUUGUGCACAUUAACAUUUACCAGUAGUUUUAAUUAUUGGAUAUUAAUAUUUGAUUUUUUUUUUAAUUUUUUCCCCAUAAGAAAUGUUGAAAUCUAUUAUAUCAUUGACUUUGUAUAUAAUAACUUCAGUAUAUACAGACGUGUAGUUUCUAAUCAAUCAUGUUAUGCGUUAUUAAGAUGAUAACAAAUCAAAACAUCAUUUAUUUAUGUGGAGUCUCUGUUACGAUUUGAAUUAACUCUAUCAUUUAUCUGAUUCAUAAGGAUUCUGAUUGAUCAUAAAACUGGCAGUUCUUAACGGCAGAAGCAUAGUGUUAAAGAACGAUUUUUAAUCAAGAGUUAUUCAUGAACAUUAUUCGAUAAAAUUUAAACUAUUUUUAUCCCGAUAUUUUUUUAUAAAUGUUGCUUUACCACUGUACAAAUUUUACAAAUCUUUGUGAUUUAUUUGCGGAACGAUCAAUGAAUUGUAUUUUAAAAGAAAUCGCGCUCUCGAAACAGCCUAAAGUUUAUGUAAGCAAAAAUAAGAAAGUUGUACUAUCACAUAGGAUAAUAACUAAUACUCAACAGUGAACGUUGAUACGUGCAAUAAGACUAUAGGUUACCAGAGUAGUUAUUUCAUACGAUUGGAAUAUUAUAAUAAACCUAACUGUAACAUAAAGCAAAUAUCUUUUAAAUACUGAUGAAUUUUUUUAUCAAGUGCGAUCUUUCCGGUUUGAGUUGUCGAAAAAUUGCUAAGAAAUGUUAACAUAUUUUGUAGUUACACUGUAGAUUUGAUUUAAGUAAGUUUAUCUAAUCAUGUUGUUUUGAACGAUUUUAACAAUUUUAUGGUAUCUUGAACAAACUUUUGAGUUUGAAAUCUUGUUAUGCAUUCUAGUAGUAGUAAAUUUUUAAAGUAAGUACACAGUAGCAAUAAUUGUUAUGCCAUUGUGUGGAAUAUCAAUUAUUUUAAUUGCUUGCUCCUAAAAAAGAGAUCUUAAACAAACGUAUACCAUACAUACAAUUUUCUUCUUUUUACACAAUGUUUUACUGUUUUUGGAAAAUAUUGAUAAUAUUAAGGACCAAAGACAUUUAUUAAAAGACUUUUAUGUGGACUUUUUAAAAGUUUACACUUUAAUCAUUCUACUUAUUAUUUUUUUUUUUUUGCUAAAAUUUUUUUCUGCGGAAUUUAUAUUCUCUGUAUAUUGUACAAAGUUUGCCAGAAAAUGAGGCAAACGAGUUAAAAAUUAUUUUUUGAAAUUGAUUUAUGAUUGAAAAUUCUAUUUACUGAGAAAGUAAAUAACAACUAUUGCACAUCUGAUUUGAGCAGGUUUCAAAAUACCAUAACAGUGCCAUAAGUGAAUCCAAGGUUCACAAAAAGCAACAUUUGAAAACUAGUAUUUAAAUGACACUUAAUAAAAGUUUAUUGGCAAAACUAAUGGCAGACUGAGGAAGCAUGUAACCCACUUUUUUGAUCUAGUUGCUGAAAAUGAUACUUACUAAAAUUCUUUGUUAUAAUCAUUAGAAUUGUUAAUUACACAUUAUGUAAAAUUGUGUUAUUAACAGGGUGUUGCACUUGUUUAGAAUAGUUAUCUGUCCAUUAGGGAAUGUAUAAUAAUAAUAAGAAAGUCAAAUUUGAGAUGAAUGGUCAACGAACCCAUGACAUAUGCCUAAUGAAGUGAACAAAAAGGUCUAAGCCAUUUAUAUCUUGUUUAUGCGAGUGUAAAUAAUGUAUCGAAUAGAUCUAAGUAUUACUGAACUACUGGAUAUAAAAAAUCUUAUAUGAAUUGUAUACACGUAUACAAUAUAUAUAUAUAUAUAUUAUAUUUAAGAUUUCAGUAUACUACUAUUAUAAAAAUAAGAAAAUAUAUAGUUAUUGUAAUACGUGGCAGCUUGAUUAAAAGUUGUUUGAUUAUGUAAACCUUUUAAUAAAUCCUGAGAAUUCUCAAGUAUUUUGAUUUUGAAA